Bombyx mori (domestic silkworm) is the source of this 2224-nucleotide messenger RNA. RefSeq lists its product as uncharacterized. Gene Ontology annotation, molecular function: olfactory receptor activity; odorant binding. Gene Ontology annotation, biological process: detection of chemical stimulus involved in sensory perception of smell; sensory perception of smell. Gene Ontology annotation, cellular component: plasma membrane. Lineage: Eukaryota; Metazoa; Arthropoda; Insecta; Lepidoptera; Bombycidae. The transcript is spliced from 5 exons. The record is from RefSeq and is a predicted model, not a curated record. Bases 41 to 1213 code for a protein of 390 amino acids.
UCAGAAAACUUUACCUACUGACAGAGACGCUACGCUUGCAAUGGCAAUAUUAACAGAUAAAGUCUUGAAAAAAUAUAUACGGACCCCUGGGCAAUGGAAUGAAAUCGACGAAAUAAUGGCACCUGCUCUUCUCGUCCAAAGAUUAUUUGGCCAACAAAUAUUGGACCCAGAUUGGAGUUUGAAGAAGCACGCAAGUCAUCAGCUGUUCACAAUUUUCCUAGUAAUCUACGUGAUCUGUGGCACUUUGGAUUUCCUUAAGACCACGACCGACCAGGGUCAAAUUGUGGAAGGAUAUUACACGUUAAUUAUAAUUUCAUCAUUCAUAGUCAAGUACCCCCUUUUCUUUGUGAACAGAAAACCGAUACAGAAGUCGUAUCUCAUAGCCAAAACCACACUAUUUGAUUUGAUCAGGGAAAAUGGAGAAAAAGCCCAAACUUUAUUGAAAUACUGCAGAAAUCUCAUCUUACUGCUGUUCAUAAUGAUCUUGCUUCCAUUUGUGUCUUAUAUAUUGACGGCCAUGUACUACUACGCGAUUCGUUCAAGGGUGACAUUAUCCAAAACGACUUCAAUACUGGUUCCUAUGACGUCACCGUUUUACGAAAUCGGAUUCUUGCUUCACGCAAUAUUCAUGUUCGAAAUAGCGUUUUUGCUGCUGGUGGUUGAUAUGUGGUUCGUUUUCUUUAUGUUCUUUUACUGCAUAGCUUGCGAUAGGCUCGUGGAAAUCUUGGAGGUCAAGAGAGAUGUAGGAGUUUAUGAGAUUGAACUGAAUAGAGCAUUGAAAAAGUUUUACAUUGCUCAUGAUAAUCAGAUGAAAUAUUUGAACAUUAUAAGUGCGAUUUACAAAUGGUCGACAUUGAUACCUUUAUGUACAGUAUUAGCGAGCAUAUGCAUAAUCAUGCUUCAAAUGACAGAGAAAAUCAACUGGAUCUUCGCUACUAAUACGGUACCGACUCUAGCCGAGAUCUUCGCUUACAAUUGGUUUGGGGAAAUGGUCAAGACAAAGGCUGAGAACGUCACAUUGGCAUUAUUGGAAUUCCACUGGACCGGUUUGCGUUAUAAAGACAAGAAGAACUACCAAAUUAUAAUAUGCUACACCAACAAGGCUUUUGGAAUUAGGACCGCAUUCGGAAACGAUCUGUCUAUGUCCACUAUGAGCGCUGUAUUCAAAGCCAGCUAUCAAGCGUUCGCGGUCAUGAAAUCGAUGCAAAAUUAAUCUGAACGCAAAAGCCGGUCGCACCCUGUAUAAUUGAAUUAGUUUUUUUUUGUGCAUAUUUUGGUUAACCGAAAUAUUCGAGGGAAUAUUCGCGCGUGUUUUAUGUACUUUUAGAACUACAGAUGCACUCAAACACGAUAGGGAAAUAGAAAUUCGUUUAAAUGCACGCUGGUGCAAUUGAAUAUACAGUAGGUAUACUGUCACCUCACGGAGACGUGGUGCAUGAAAAGCCGCGAUAUCAAAAAAAUCGAUGCCUUUGCGGAGGAUGCUACGAAUACCGUGGACUGCCAUGAGAACUAACCAGUCCAUUCUAAGGCAGCUAAACAUCCGAAAAAUGCUCUCAUCCAUCUGCCGGAAACGUGUAUGAGCUUCUUCGGACACAUCAUGCGGUCUCCCAGACAUCAAUUAAAGAAACUCACAAUUGCGGGUCGCAUAGAGGACAAGCGCGCCGUGGGCAGAAUACCAGCCAGAUAGCUCAAAUCUAGUAACAGAAGCACUUGGUGGUAGUCUGUACCAUGUGGUUCAUGCCACCCAUAAUCGAACAUAGUAGAAAAACGUCACAUAUAGUCGCAAUCCUCAAUAGUGAGGGAACAAUAUAGAAAAUACUGUCACCAAAAAUAACACCAAAAUAAUUCGAAAUGUCGGAUUUAAAAAAAACAGCACUCGAUCAAAUGGAUUUUAUUUAUUUAAAUCACAAACAUACUCUUCUAAACAAUGCUAAAGUUCUACAACUCUUGGUGACGAGAGUCGCUAACACUUUAUGCAUGCUUUUACUACGAAUCUACUAUAACAUAUCUUUUGUGAUAAGAUUUAGCGAGAAUAUUACGCUAAAGACAUCGACAUGACAAUACCCUUGAUAUUGUCAAACGCCAGCUGCGUUAUCCAAGGCAUUAAAAUAAACAAACACUGAACUUUACACGCGAUACGGAUGCAUAAGCAACAUUUUAUUUCUAAACCACUAACCCGUAAUGCCCCUCUUUUCGAUACAAGAGAAAAAUAAAUAUAAAAAUG